Molecule: messenger RNA, 2729 nt
Organism: Malus domestica (apple)
Lineage: Eukaryota; Viridiplantae; Streptophyta; Magnoliopsida; Rosales; Rosaceae
Product: auxin response factor 18-like
Biological process (GO): response to hormone; regulation of DNA-templated transcription
Cellular component (GO): nucleus
Molecular function (GO): DNA binding
Source: RefSeq, a predicted model, not a curated record
GUCCCUUGUCUAAAUCUCUCUUUACACACGCUCCCAACUGUCUGCUCUGGUCGGCAACGAAGCUUCAACCUCAGCACCUUCCAACAGCAACAACUGCCUUCUUUUUCACCCAGAAAACCCAGUUCGGUUUUCUAGAGAGAGAGAGAGAGAGAGAGAGAGGAGAGAGAGGCCGACCCUUUACAGUUCAUACUUACAAAGUCACAGGAGGCACACCAACAACCCUCUUGAUAUUUCAGGGGAAUUCCAAAUCGUGGUGGAGUUUUCGUCUCUCGUAUCUUUAGCUUGUUCUGAAAAGCAGCUGCAUUUUACUGAGGAAAGCAGUCAGACAUAAAGAGGGUCAUAGAUUGUUUGACACAAUGAUUACAGUUAUGGAUUCUGUAAGAGAACCAUUGAGGAGCAACUCAGAGAAAUGGCUGGAUUCUCAAUUCUGGCACGCCUGCGCCGGCGGCAUGGUUCAAAUGCCGCCCAUUAACUCUAAAGUCUUCUACUUUCCUCAGGGCCAUGCUGAGUACACCCAUGGGAAAGUGGAUUUUGGGAAUUCUAGAAUUCCACCACUCAUUCUCUCCAAGAUAUCUGCUAUCAGAUACAUGGCAGAUCCCGAAACGGAUGAGGUUUUUGCGAAAAUGAGGCUGAUUCCGGUGAGAGAGAGUGGUUUUGAUCUUGAGGAUGAUGGACUUGUGGGAAACAAUGGAACAGUUGAGAAUCCGGAGAAACCCACAUCAUUUGCCAAGACAUUGACCCAAUCUGAUGCUAACAAUGGGGGAGGCUUCUCUGUGCCUCGUUACUGUGCGGAGACUAUCUUCCCGCGCUUGGAUUACUCGGCUGAGCCUCCUGUUCAGACCAUUCUUGCAAAGGAUGUGCAUGGCGAGAUUUGGAAGUUUAGGCAUAUCUAUAGAGGUACUCCUCGGCGUCACCUUUUGACAACGGGGUGGAGUAGUUUCGUGAAUCAGAAGAAGCUUGUUGCUGGGGAUUCCAUUGUGUUUUUCAGAGCGGAAAAUGGUGAUCUCUGUGUUGGGAUUAGAAGGGCUAAGAGAGGAAUUGGCGGUGGACCUGAAUACCCAUCUGGAUGGAAUACUACUGCUGGAAAUUCUGGCUCUGAAUAUGGGGGUUAUUCUGGCUUUUCAAGGGAGAAUGGUAAUAAAGUGUUUGAAAAAGGUUCGAGUGAUGACGCGAAGGGAAAAAUGAGGGCUGAAUAUGUUAUAGAAGCUGCAACUCUUGCUGCCAAUGGCCAGGCCUUUGAGGUUGUGUACUAUCCCCGUGAAAGCACACCGGAGUUUUGUGUUAAGGCUUCAGCUGUGAGAGCUGCAAUGCAAAUACGGUGGUGCUCAGGAAUGAGGUUCAAAAUGCCCUUUGAAACUGAGGAUUCUUCUCGGAUAAGCUGGUUCAUGGGAACCGUAUCUUCUGUUCAGGUUGCAGAUCCCAUCUGUUGGCCCGAGUCUCCAUGGCGUCUUCUACAGGUUUCAUGGGAUGAGCCAGACUUGCUCCAAAAUGUGAAACGUGUUAGCCCAUGGUUGGUUGAAUUGGUAUCGAGCAUACCAUCCAUCCAUCCAUCUCCCUUCUCGCCUCCAAGAAAGAAGUUGCGGCUUCAACAUAACCCAGACUAUUCCCUUGUUGGCCAACUUUCCAUGCCAUCAGUCUGUAGCAACUUCCUAAAUUCGAGCAACCCCUUAUGUAAUGUAUCAGACAACCUAUCUGCAGGCAUACAGGGAGCCAGGCAAGCUCAGUUUGGACUAUCUUCAUCGGAGCUCUUCUUCAACAAAUUGCAAUCGGGUUUGUUUCCAAUUGGUUUUCAACAACUUGGUCAUUUUGCCCCUCUUGAAACCAUUGGGGGCAGCUUUAUGCGCAAGGCUGAAAGCAAUGAUAAUAUCUCUUGUUGUCCCACUCAAAGUUUGAAGGAUAAUGAUGAGAUAAAGACACCUCACAUAGUAUUAUUCGGUCAGCUAAUUGUUACAGGGCAACAUAUAUCUAAGAGCUCAUCUGGUGAUGAUUCAGAUGGACAUCCAAAGAAAACAACAAAUUGUUCUGAUGGCUCUGGUUCUACGUCACAUCGCCAUGGUUCAGUGGAAAAUUGUUCUGAUGGAGGGUCUCCUUCGAAGACAGAUCACAGCGAUCUUAGUUUGGAGACUGGUUAUUGCAAAGUGUGUAUUGAUUCAGGGGAUGUGGGGACUCUUGAUCUCUCUGUCCUUAGAUCAUACCAAGAAUUGUAUGGAAAGCUAGCUGGUAUGUUUGGCAAAGAAAGUUCAAAGAUGUUAAGAAAUGUGCUCUACCGAGAUGCAUCAGGUGUUGUUAAACACACCGGGGACGAGCCAUUCGGUGACUUUUUGAAGACAGCAAAAAGACUUUAUAUGGUGUAACUGUGAUAGCCUCAUGCUUGUCUUUGCACCAAUGCACCAAUGCAUCGUGAAGAGAACAGAAAAAUUCAUGCUUUUAUCCUUACAAAUGGAUAUUUUAUGAAGUUUUACUUCACAAUUAUACAUUUACAAGCACUUCAUAAAUGAUCCAUUUUAAAUUUUUAAAAGGCUGAACUUUUAAUUUUAUAAAUGUGGGCAAUUUUUUUUUUUUUUUGGGUGUAUUGUUGUGUAAUAUGGAUCUAUAAUUACAUAAUGUGAACAACAUGUCGUUUCUUCUUCGGGGGAGGGUUGGUGCCUCGCACACGACUGUUGACAAAGAGCUAUCUCGCCUAAUCCUUCUCUACAAAAUUUUCUAAAAAAAACAGCAUUUUAUAUCAA